Messenger RNA from Punica granatum (pomegranate), 931 nucleotides. The record is from RefSeq and is a predicted model, not a curated record. NCBI's taxonomy places the organism in Eukaryota, Viridiplantae, Streptophyta, Magnoliopsida, Myrtales, Lythraceae.
AGGCGAAAAGAGCUUCUCGUAAAGGAAACAAAGUCAGCGCAGCUAUGGAUGUCUUCUUUCAAGAGGAUCACGAACUGUUUGUCAGCAGCAGCAGCAACAGCAGCCUCUUCUGGUCCGAUGAUAUCCCGCCGGCUCAUUUCCCGAGCUGGAGCUCUUUCAUGCCGUACCGUGCUGUAGGUACCAGCAGUAAUCAAUCGCGGGCCAGCCUGGGGCUGUCGGCGAAUAUGAACAAGAGGGUCCUGGAGUUCGUAAGGAGAAGCUGGCCAGAGUGUUCAAGAAACCGAGAGCUCGACAGAGGGAAAGGGUACCAGCACAUGAUGAGCGAGAGGAUGCGGAGGGAGAAGCAGAAGCAGAGCUUCUCGGCCUUGCAUUCCCUUUUGCCUCGGGGCACCAAGAGGCCGAUGGCUCGGAAAUUUCAAAUGAAUGACAAGAAAUCGAUCGUUCAAGCGGCUUUGACAAAAAUCCAGGACCUGCAGGGGUACAAGGAAGAGCUGCAAAAGAGAAACGAUGAUCUCAAGGCCAGUCUAGGGGUAAUGGCAGUGAAGGAGAAUGACGCGCCCCGAGGAACCAAAAUUAAGGUUAGAAUUGGGAAUCCUGUGUCAGGGAUGGAUUCGAUGCUGGAAGUUCUCAGGUGCCUGGAUGACUUGGGGCUCGAGACGACUUCCGCUCGGUCAAAGUUUUCCGCGCAGGAGUUCUCUGCUGUUCUAGAGACACGAGAAAAGGUCGAAGCAGCAGAAGUUGAAAAUGUCAUACAGAGCAAACUCUAUGAAGCUGAGAGGAAACUUCUGCACAAGUUGCAUGGAAUAUUAUGAGUAGAGUAGCCCAAAGUUUUUCACUUUGAUAAAAUUGCAUCUUGUAAAUUAUAUUAUUAUGCAUAUGAUAUAUUUAUAAAUAGGUUAAAUUCAGUUUGUCCCCAUACUGUGGGGGUGAA